Molecule: messenger RNA, 2327 nt
Organism: Pelobates fuscus (common spadefoot toad)
Lineage: Eukaryota; Metazoa; Chordata; Amphibia; Anura; Pelobatidae
Product: organic cation/carnitine transporter 2-like
Exons: 10
Coding region: 262-1926 (554 amino acids)
Biological process (GO): transmembrane transport; carnitine transport
Cellular component (GO): membrane
Molecular function (GO): ATP binding; quaternary ammonium group transmembrane transporter activity
Source: RefSeq, a predicted model, not a curated record
AGUAUCGCACUGCUUAGUACAUAGGAGCAGGGGGCGGUAUAGCGUUUAUUGCGCACUCAGCCAGGCCUCUCCCCGGCCUAUACCCCGCUCCCCGCCCGCCUCUCCGAUAUGUAAGAGCGGACACGGGUCCUGGCAGCCACUUCCACCGACUCCAUUCUCGGCGCUGCCAUCACUUCCCCAAACAGGCAGCCGGCUCCCUCCUCUUCCGCCCGGGCUCCCGCCUCUCCUAUCUGACUGCCACCGGAGCCGGGCAGCGCAGCCAUGCGCGACUACGACCAGGCUAUAGCCUUCCUCGGUGAGUGGGGUCCGUUCCAGCUCACCAUCUUCUUCCUGCUCAGCGCCAGCAUCAUCCCCAAUGGCUUCACCGGGCUGUCCGCCGUCUUCCUGUCCGCCACCCCCGACCAUCACUGCCUGGUCCCCGACACCGCCAACCUGAGCCAGGCUUGGAGCAAUGUGAGCAUCCCCUGGGAGCUGCACAAUGGGGAGCAGGUGCUGAGUAAAUGCAGGAGGUACAGGCUGGACACCCUGAGUGAGUACUCCGCUCAGGGCUUGCUCCCUGGGAGGGAUGUCAAUGUGAGUGGCAUAGAGCAGGAGAAGUGUCUGGAUGGAUGGACCUACAGCAAAGAGCUUUAUCUCUCCACCAUCAUAACAGAGUGGGAUCUGGUUUGUGAAAAUGACUGGAAAGGGCCGUUAACUACCUCGAUGUUUUUUGUGGGAGUUCUCAUUGGUUCCUUUGUUUCAGGACAGAUCUCAGACAGAUUCGGAAGGAAGAAAGUCCUGUUUGCUACCAUGGCUGUACAGACUGGCUUCAGCAUUGUGCAAGUCUUUUCCGUAAACUGGGAAAUGUUCACGGUUUUAUUCGUCAUUGUUGGUAUGGGACAGAUCUCCAAUUACGUGGCUGCUUUCAUACUUGGGGCUGAAAUCCUUGGCAAGUCGGUUCGGAUUAUAUUCUCUACACUUGGUGUCUGCAUAUUCUACGCUAUCGGCUACAUGCUGCUGCCUCUAUUUGCUUUCUUCAUCAGAGACUGGCGGAUGUUACUGUUGGCCCUAACAAUCCCAGGGCUGUUCUGCAUUCCUUUGUGGUGGAUAAUCCCAGAAUCUCCCAGGUGGCUAAUCUCUCAAGCCAGAUUUGGGGAAGCAGAAGAUAUUAUACGGAAAGCAGCCAAGAAAAAUGGCAUCACACCGCCAGAAACCAUAUUUAAUUUAACAGAGUUAGAGUAUCUGAAGGAGCAGGCUCCCAAGGGUCACACGUUUCUUGACCUGUUGAAGACUAGGAAUAUUCGCCUGAUAACCUUUUUAUCUAUUAUGCUUUGGAUGAUCAUAUCAGUUGGAUACUUUGGUUUGUCUCUCAAUACACCCAAUUUGCAUGGGGACCCUUAUGUUAACUGCUUUCUGUCAGCCAUUAUUGAAGUUCCUGCAUACAUAAUAGCAUGGCUGCUGCUCCGAAGCUUCCCUCGCAGAUACUCCACGUCAAGUACACUGUUUUUGGGUGGAGUUGUUCUUCUGUUUCAGCAAUUGGUGCCUCCAGAGCUUGGGAUCCUGUCCCUUGUGCUGGUUAUGCUGGGGAAGUUUGGCGUCACGUCUGCUUUCUCCAUGGUCUAUGUCUACACUGCCGAGCUCUACCCAACCGUAGUGAGAAACAUGGGUGUUGGCGCCAGCUCGAUGGCCUCCCGAUUGGGCAGCAUCAUAUCGCCUUAUUUUGUUUACCUUGGUGCCUAUGACCCGCAUCUGCCUUUCAUCCUUAUGGGAAGCCUCACAGUCCUUAUUGGUAUAUUUACAUUGUUUCUCCCAGAAAGCUAUGGUAUGCCUUUGCCAGAUACCAUUGAAGAGAUGCUAAGAGUAAAAGGAUUUAAAUAUAAAGCAGGAAAAAGAUUGACAACAAAGAAUAAUGGGAAUCACAAGAUACUUUCAAACACUGCGUUAUAGGAGACAGAAUAUCCACAUCAUAAGAAAAUACAGAUCGCACAUUAUGAACGAUGUUAUUUAUUCUAUCAAGACUUACAGAAAAAUCCACUUUGCUGCUAGUUACCCUGAAUAGCCCACACCCCUCCAGCACUCCAAAGGAAACAGUGCAUUACUGGCGGGGAGGAUGCAUUCUCGAUAUAGGUUUGUCUGCUUCACAACACUAAGUAAACAGACAUUACACGGUUUGGUACUCAUGCCAAGGAUUCUUAAGUAAAGAAGGGUUUGUAAUCAAUAUUUUACUGUAGCAUUAAUUGUUUGAGAAGAGAAGCUGCUGAGCAACAAAAAGGCUCUUGAUGUAUUAUUGAUUCUGUAUCUGACAUUACUGUCCAUUAUACUAUAAUAUGGAUUUUGCUAGCACCAGA